Messenger RNA from Acinonyx jubatus (cheetah), 7314 nucleotides. It is a transcript of the gene RNF125, whose product is annotated as ring finger protein 125. Gene Ontology annotation, molecular function: ubiquitin protein ligase activity. The record is from RefSeq and is a predicted model, not a curated record. The coding region runs from base 5171 to 5869 and encodes 232 amino acids. The transcript is spliced from 6 exons. Gene Ontology annotation, biological process: ubiquitin-dependent protein catabolic process; protein polyubiquitination. NCBI's taxonomy places the organism in Eukaryota, Metazoa, Chordata, Mammalia, Carnivora, Felidae.
CCCCACGAAGUCUUGUGGGACGAUGAAAAGAAAAUUCCUCUAAAUGAAGAGUGUCUGGUGUCGUUAGGGAAGAAGUGGAGAUGCUUGGCGGAACAAAAACAACAGCUGUCCACUUCACUGGGUCUUGCUCCCAGUUGCGCCCACCCCCACCCCCACCCCCGUGUCUGGUGCAGACCUGGACACAUAGUAGGCUCUUCCUGAAUGGGAAAUGAACGGUGUCAGAGAGAGAACUAACGCUACCUGCCAGACAGUGAGCAAGCGUUUCAAUGUUAUUGCAGUCAGUCUCUCACAAUUCUACAAGUACAUGUUAUCUGUGUUUUUCAAAUGAGGAAACUAAGACCAAAGAAGUAACUUGCCAAGGUUACUCAGUGAGCAAGAGAAACAGCUAGGAUCUUGAAAAUGGACUGUACUGCUUUCCUUCAGUGAGAAACAUAAUGCUAUUCUCCAUGAGAAGCGUACCUUAUGUUGAGUUUUGUUUUAUUUAAUAACACCCCUUUCUUCCAUAGCAUGCUUUUUUAGGUAACAGUGUCUUAGAGAUACCUCCAUGUUAUCCACAGUAGAGGACGACCAGUAUUGCAUGAAGUUCAUAGACAUUAAGAACCAGAUUUCUUGAGGGGUACCUGGAUGGCCCAAUUGGUUGAGUGUCCGACUUCGGCUCAGGUCAUGAUCUCACAGUUCAUGGGUUUGAGCCCUGCUUCAGGCUCUGUGCUGACAUCUCAGAGACUGGAGCCUGCUUCGGAUUCUGUGUCUCCCUCUCUCUCUUUGCUCCUCCCCGACUUGUGCUCUCUCUCACUCUCAUGAAUAAAUAAAUAAAUAAAUAAAUAGGAACCAGAUUUCCUGGGUUGGACUUUGAACUCUGUUUUUUACCAUAAAUGUGAUCUAAGGUAAGUUUUUAAGCUAUCUGUACCUCUCUUUCUUGGAAGCAAGGAUGAUAUUAUUUACCUAUGUCCUAGGGUUAAUAUGAGGAUUAAAUUAGUGAACACGUAUAAAGUACUUAGACUAAUAUCUGAUAUGUAGUUAAGUGCUAUAACAAAAGAACAUUACUUGUUCUUUUUUAACUAUUGCAUUGCCCUCCACAGUAUGUAUGGACUAUAAUAUAUGUGAUCAUUCCUGUAUGAAUAGAAAUUUUGUUGGUCGCAAGGUUUUGGUAUUAUAGACAAUGCCACAAAGAACAUUCCUGUUGUGCCUCCUUGUGCACAUGUUUGUCCACAUAUCGGUUCAAGGAGUAGAACUGCUGAGUUAAAGGACAUUUGUAUGUAAAAGUUCUAAUUUUUAUCUAUUGCAAUGGAUAUCCACAGUACAAAUGUCAAAAUGUGCGAAAGGUCAUAUAGUAAAAGUCUUUCUUCCCACUCCAUGUGAUAUCAGAGAUGUUGAUUAUAAGGCUUUUAAAUUUCCUUUAUACUAAUUUAUACUUCUGAUGCUAGCCAGGACCUAGAAUCUGAAUCGUAAAUUUAUUCUCUGGCUGACACCAUCAUCAUCAUCAUCAUCAUCGCCGUCGUCAUUGUCACCUUUAUAAAUUUAUUAGGAACCUUAUAAAUGAUAUUAGAUAGUUCAUUUUACCUAGCCUUCCCUAUUUCAUUGUCCUGCUUUAUAUUACUUAAUUUUGUCUCACUCUUUUUCUAAGAUUCUAAGUGCUUCUUAUUUUUACACAAGUCCCUUAGUAAAGAGCACAUAGAUUUUUAAAACAAAAGAUCUAGAAUAAAAACACUGUUUUGCCACUUAUUUGCAUUAUGUAGCCUUUGCUAAGUUAAAUUCUCUGAGCCUAUAAAAUGGGAACAAUAAUGUCUACCUCUGAGAUUAGUAUUGAGUUACAUAUAUAAAUAUAAAUAUAUGUGUCACUCCCUACAUGUCAGGUACUUUACAUGCACUAUCUCUAACUCUUGAAGUAGUCACAAGCAAGAUUAAUAGGAAGGCAAAUGCAGCAGACUAUGAGAAAAUCAAGGAGAUAGUAGGAGAUGGACGCGGUGUAGAAAAUCACCAAACUAAGACCUGAACUUUGAGUUGGAAGAAGUUGAGAGUGGUGGGUAUUGGCAGGAAGCGUUUAGGCAGAGCCAGAAAAGCAUGUGUAGAGGUCCUGAGGUUACAGAAAACUUAGUUACUCAAGGAAUUGAAAGAAAUAGAGAAAUUUAGGACCAUGGAAAAUAAGGGAGAGAGUGAUAGCAGAUGGGGCCAAAAAUAAUUAUUUUGAAUUCCCAUCUUUCCUUUCUGGUUUUGGAGAGUGUUUUGUGUAGACGUGAUUGUUCGAGCUGUUCUCGCCAUCUUUCUGCCCUGAGAAAGACACUGGGAUGGCAAGAGGCUGGACACUUGAAGACAUCACUGAACUACUGAGCCAACUCUGGAAGUGCUCACCUCUGGACUAAUUUAUCUUAUUAGAUAAUAAAUAUCCUUAUUGAUUAAGGCAAUUUUAGUUGAGUAUACCGACCACUGAAGGCAUCUUAACUGAUUAUAUUUAAUGAAAGAGGAAGAUCACACAGGGCUUUGUAGAUCAUAUUAAAAAUCUGGAAUUUAAUUCUAAGGGUUAUGGAGAGCCAUUAAAUGUUUUUAAGCAUGUGGUGAAUUUUGCUUUUCAAGAGAUCACUUUAGUUGCAAUGUGGAUAAUAGAUUGAACAGUGGCAAUAGCGGAGGCAAGUGUAGGAGAUACAAACUAUUGCAACAGGUAACACAAGAGAAUGCAAUGAUUUAAAACAUGUGGUUGCCAUGGGAAUAGAGAAAAAUGAACCUGUUCAAGAGAUACUGAGAGAUACACUGGAGGCAGAAUUGUGAAUUGGGAUUGUGAUUGAUUCGAUGUGAAUGAGGAAAAGGAAGAAAUCAAGAUGGCUCCCAGGCAUCUGGAUUGAGCAACCAGCUAGAUUGUAGUGCCAUUUACUAAGACAGGGAUAAACAACUGGAAGUAGAACAGGUGGGAGAUUACUAUAAUGAGUUCAUUAUUGGACAUGUUGAGCGGAAGGUGCCUGAAGCAACGAGGUGGUUACGUCAAGUAAGCAGUUGGACAUCUGAGUGGCUCAGAAUAGAGAUAAAGACUUAUGAGUCUUUGGAACCCAGAUGGUAACAGAAUCUAUGUGAUGUUUGAGAUUCUUAGGGAGAGGGUGAGGAAUGAGAAAAGGCCCUACAACAGAAUCCUAGGGCCUCCAGCACUUAGUUUUUCCAUGGAAAAUGAAGAAGCCAGUGAAGGAGACUGAGAAGAACAGUCAGAAAGAAAGAGGGAAAGUCAAAGAGUUUUUACAAAGAAGGCGUGCUCGACAAAGAAGGCGUGCUCAACACCUACAAAUGCAGUUGAGAAGUCAAGGAAGAAAAAGACUGAAAAGAUUCUGUUGGAUUUAGCCACAUGAAGGCCACAGGUGACUGGUGAAGAAGCAACUUUUAGACAGAUGGAAGUGGAGUGGUUCAGUUCAGAACCCAGUUUGGACUGGAUAAAGAGAGGAAAAUUCGGAAAUGGAGACACAGAUGGUAAAGAAGCAGGUCAAGAAAUUUGGCCUUUAAGAGGACAUAGGGCAGGAGCUGAGGGACAAGUGGAAUCAAGGGAGGGUUUUGUUUUUCUUUUAAAGAUAAAGAUGGCUAUCUUUCCUUUACCUCUAUAUCCAAUUCAUUAGGAAGCCGCUUUAGGUCUUUCUCUUAAAUGUAUCCCAAGUCUGUCCAUCUCUCACCUUCAACCCAGAUAACUCACUGGUUUCAGCCACCAUCAUCCUCACCUGGAUUAAUUCAGUAGUCUCCAACUGGUUUCUCUGCUUCCAUUUUUAUUUUGUUCUUGUCUUUUUGAAAUCAUAAGGCAGUCAUGGUAAAUGAAAUCACGGUUUUGAAAAAGAAUCCAAACUCUUGGUCUUGGCUUAUGAGAUUGAGUAUGUAUGAUCAGACUCUUCUAUCUUACAUCCCAUCUACCCCACUGUCCCCCUGUGUUCUGGCUCCACGGGCUUCUUUCUGCUCUUUGUUGCUUUCUCACUCACUGGUCUCAGUGCUUAGCAAGCUUCUUCCUACAUCUUUGAAUGGCUGACCCCCUUUCAUUAUUCAUGAUUGCUCAAAUGACUUUUUUGCCUCAUCCAAAUAGUCUUCUCUGACCUUCUUAUCCUCCCCAUCCCCAUCCUCAGUCCUGGUUUACCCUAUGCAUGGCUCUUAUCAUCUGAAAUGAUCUUGUUCAUUUAUUUGUUGAUUAUAUCUUCUCAUUAAAAUUAAAGUCUGGGGGAAACUGGGUAAGGUUUAUAGGAUUAAUAUGUAUUACAUGUAUUACUGCAUGAUAUAUGUGUGUAUUAUAUAUUACUAUGUGUUAUGUAUAAAUGAUAAGCAUGUGAAUCUGAUUAUCUCAAAAUAAAUGUUUUCGGUUUUGUUUUUUUAAGUAAGUUCUGUGAAAACUGGCAUUUUGUCUCCUUGUUGGGAACUGUGUCACCAUCACCAGAACGAAGUGUGGCAUACAGUGGGCACUAAAGAAGUCUUAUUAAAUGUGUGACUUAAUAAAUGAUAUAUUUGGUCAUGUCUAAAAGAGGAUGGGGCGAAGAGUACCAACAAUAGCAGGAGACCCUGAGCCAAGGAAACCCGGGUCGUAGAAUUUAGCACUAGAAUCCUUGUCUUACAGUUGAAAUUCGAACCCGGGUUUCCAGAACCCUUUCACCGCCCCAUACUACCUCUCCAUUAGUGGAGUAUUGAUUAGAUGACUGAAGUCCUGGCGACACUCGAUCAAAUUUCGUCUUUGUAGCCUAUGGUGAUUCCCACCGUGCAGGGCAGAUAGGACCAGCACCUUACGUGUGGGGUCUGGUUCCCAUAAAGCAUGACCAGGCCCGCACUCUCUGUAACUUGCAAGACUGGGUAAGGAGGCUGUGUGCAAUAGCCUGGAAGGCUCACUGAAGCGCAGGUCCUCAGCUCUGCAGUUGAGGUUUCAGGUUUCAGUUCUCCCAGGAGCACGAGAUGUCGCAGCGUGCACGGUGCGGCUGCCGCCUCCGCCUCCCCGUCUCCGCUAAGGCUGCGCUCGAAAGCCAGCUCCAGGCGCGGCCGCGCACACUCUUCUGCCCUAGACGAAGGUUGGGCGCCGUGGCUGAGGCUGCUGCUAAGCUGCCGUAGCUGGGCGCGCUGGGAGGUGGCGAGCACAGCUGGGCCGGGACUUCCUUCCUCUACCGCAGGACAACAAAACAACCCGGCAGCAGGCACUGAACUCUUGGCAGCUGUCUGGGCGAGAGGCGCAGCCAUGGGCUCCGUGCUUAGCAGCGAUAGCGGCAAAUCCGCCGCCGCCUCGGCCGCCCCGCGGGCCCUGGAGCGCAGGGGGGACCCGGAGCUGCCCGUCACGUCCUUCGACUGCUCCGUGUGCCUCGAGGUGUUGCACCAGCCCGUCCGGACCCGCUGUGGCCACGUAUUCUGCCGUUCCUGUAUCGCUACCAGUCUAAAGAACAAUAAAUGGACCUGCCCUUAUUGCCGGGCAUAUCUUCCUUCAGAAGGAGUUCCAGCAACUGAUGUAGCCAGAAGAAUGAAAUCAGAGUACCAGAACUGCGCUGAGUGUGACAGCCUGGUUUGCCUCAGCGAAAUGAGGGCACACAUAAGAUCUUGUCAGAAGUAUAUAGAUAAGUAUGGACCACUGCAAGAACUUGGGGAGACGGCAACAAGGUGUGUGUGUCCAUUUUGUCAGAGGGAACUGGAUGAAGACAGCUUGCUGGAUCACUGUAUCACUCAUCACAGAUCAGAAAGGAGAUCUGUGUUCUGUCCACUCUGCCGAUUACUACCUAAUGAAAAUCCAGGCAGCUUCAGUGGCAGUUUAAUAAGACAUUUGCAAGUCAAUCACACUUUGUUUUAUGAUGAUUUCAUAGAUUUUAAUAUAAUUGAGGAAGCUCUUAUCCGAAGGGUUUUAGACCGGUCACUUCUGGAAUAUGUGAAUCACUCAAACACCACAUAAUUUUAUUCAAAGGAAAGGAGAGGAGACCAUUCAAUUGCACCAUUUGUUAAGAUGCUGCUCGAACAAUUGGAGGGAAAUUGUCAAUGUUCGAUGGGCAAAAAUGUACAACACAGUUAUAUGUUUGUCUAUGUUUAUUGUUAUAUUGCAUUUUAAAACUGCUUUCAUUGGGAUGGUUUAAAUCUGUUUUACAUUCUUGACUUUCUUAGACACUUAACAAAAAAUAGUCUCCAUCAGCCACCAAGGUAUAGAAGAAAACAUGAGGCAGGAUAUGUGGGUGAACGAUCUUUAUUUGCAAAUUGGAUGAUACUAUGUGUAAUGCUAUAGAUUAAUAACUAUCAUCAUAGUUGGGCAAGAUAACUUAUAUUUGUUCUAUGUAAAAAGAUGGAGAAUGAAACCAAGUAUGGACAUUCAAGGAAACCUGAAAUCUGCUCUAGUGCUUAUCUAAUCUCUAACAGAAUAAUAUGGGUAGCCUUGUAUCAAAGUAGGAAAGGAAAAUCUUGGAAGUCAACAAAGUCCGCUUAACCAAAUUAUAAAACAUAAUACUGUAAACAAAGUAAAUGUGUUAACAAUGUAUACUUAAUCCUUUGACUUUUUAUAACUAUGCACAAUAAGAAUUUAGUAUUAUAUUUUCAAAUAUUUGUAGCUUAUUAUUUAGAAAUAUUUCUAUAAUAUAGGUAAUUUCUUAAGGACCUUUAGCUGAUAUUUAUAGAAGUGUUCAUAUUCAUAAUUUUUAGUGGAAAAUCCUAAGGGCUUUGAUUUUUUUUUUACUUUUAUCUUUUAGAAAAAAUAAAAUAAAAUAUAAAUACUGAAAACCAAACAGAAAAUGUAGGAAACAGUUUUAGAACUCUGCCAGCCACUCUGGAUGUCCUCUGUGUAUCCACUCACAGUUAUUAGCUGUCUUCCACAGGAGUAACCACUACAGUGAUAUCAACACCUAAGUGUGUAUUUUUAAUCUGUAGGUUUUUUCUUUUCCUUAAAAUGUAUUAUUAGUUAAGAACUUGGUCUGGAUAGAGUUAUCCACAGCUUGUAUUUUGCUGUUUGCAUACUCAUGGUGCAAUUCAGCAUGUUCCUCUUUCCUCUGAAUAUUGACACAUGGAUCCAAAUAUAAUAGACUCAGGUUUAAUCCUUUUUGGCAAGAUUAUAGGUCAUGGUGUGUUCUUUCAUCAGAGGGCACACAAUGUCUGGUUCUCUCUUUUCGUGAUGUCUCCUGAAAUUGAUACUCAAUGCCUUGAUCCAUUGAUUUAUUGUGAGUUGGAGGAUAUUCUAACCCUAUCAUUUCUCUUUCAUUUAUUAGUUGGAACAUUUUUAUAAAGAGAUGUUUCCCCACAUCUACUAUUUGGUUGACCAACGGUCAGAUUUGUAUAGGAAAGGGAAAGUAAAUGUUUGUAUUUUCCCUUUAUUUACUAAUUUUCAAGAUAAUAAACUUGUUUCCUAUUUCUUCCAGA